Molecule: messenger RNA, 539 nt
Organism: Passer montanus (Eurasian tree sparrow)
Lineage: Eukaryota; Metazoa; Chordata; Aves; Passeriformes; Passeridae
Gene: AGR3
Product: anterior gradient 3, protein disulphide isomerase family member
Exons: 7
Coding region: 1-498 (165 amino acids)
Cellular component (GO): endoplasmic reticulum
Molecular function (GO): dystroglycan binding
Source: RefSeq, a predicted model, not a curated record
AUGCUCCAUUCUACACUGGCCUUGUCCCUCCUGCUAAUUGCAGUCACUUCCAACCUUGCAAUGGCAAUUAAAAAGGAAAAACGAGCACCUCAGACACUGUCAAGAGGGUGGGGAGAUGAAAUUACAUGGGUACAAACUUAUGAAGAAGGGCUUUACCAAGCAAAGAAAAGUAACAAGCCACUGAUGGUAAUUCAUCAUUUGGAAGACUGUCAAUACUGCCAAGCACUGAAGAAAGCUUUCGCAGAAAAUGAAGAAAUACAGGAAAUGGCCCAAAAUAACUUCAUUAUGCUGAAUCUCAUGCAUGAAACCACAGAUAAAAACCUGUCACCUGAUGGACAGUAUGUGCCUCGAAUCAUGUUUGUAGACCCAUCUCUCACGGUAAGAGCUGACAUCACAGGCAGAUACUCCAACCGGCUUUACACCUACGAACCGCAGGACAUGAUGUUCUUAAUAGAGAACAUGAAGAAAGCACUACGCCUCAUUCAGACAGAACUGUAACCAGUGAAAUGACCAUAACCUCUACGAGGUGAAGCUGCACC